GGCGGAGGCGGCGGAGCCGGUGUCCCCAGGUCGCCGCCACCGUGGAGUCGCUGCGGGCGCUGUCGCAGCUGCACUCGCCGCGCCGGGCGGGCGCUGCCGGUGCCGGUGGCGGUGCCGCCGCCGCCAUGUCCCGGUGGCCCGAGGAGGAGGAUGAGGAGGAGGAAGGGCUGGCGGCGCACGGCAUGCUGUCGCUGCACCGCGUGUUCGAGGUGCUGGCGGCGCAGCUGACGCACGGCGAGGCGGCCGCGCUGUCGCUGCUGCUCGGGGAGGCGCUGCGGGCCUCGGGGGACAGCGGUGACGGCGACGGGGACGGGGACGGGAACGGGGCGGCCCCGCGGGGGCGGCGGGAGCCGCGGGACGCGCGGGAGCUGCUGCUGGAGCUGGAGCGGCGCGGGCUGUGCCACGAGGGGGACCUGGGGCUGCUGCGGCGGCUGCUGCGGCUGCUGGCGCGGCACGACCUGCUCCGGUGUGUGACGCUGAAGAGGCCGCGGCCAGUGUCCCCCGAGCGCCCCCCCUGUGUCCCUGCCCUGGGGGGCUCCUGCCCGAGCCCCGCCCAGCCCCGCCCCGAGCACUGGGAGACAGGUUCCAGCUCGGGGAAGCGGAAACGGAACUCGCGAAGUUCCCGGAAUUCCCGAAAUCUCCGAAAUUCCCAGAAUUCCCGAAAUUCCCGAAACGUCCGAAAUUCCCGGCGGCCCCGGAGGCCCCUCCCCCACCGAGAGCCCCCCCAGGACCCCCCCGAGCCCCCGGCCAGGGUCACCUGCGACAUCCGCCUGCACGUCCGUGCCGAGCACAGCGAGCACGAGCGCGCGCUGG
This is a messenger RNA of Zonotrichia leucophrys gambelii, 813 nucleotides long. RefSeq names its product death effector domain containing 2 (gene DEDD2). Gene Ontology annotation, molecular function: protein binding. The record is from RefSeq and is a predicted model, not a curated record. The transcript is spliced from 5 exons. Gene Ontology annotation, biological process: regulation of apoptotic process. The annotation marks the transcript as partial. NCBI's taxonomy places the organism in Eukaryota, Metazoa, Chordata, Aves, Passeriformes, Passerellidae.